Molecule: messenger RNA, 2085 nt
Organism: Malassezia japonica
Lineage: Eukaryota; Fungi; Basidiomycota; Malasseziomycetes; Malasseziales; Malasseziaceae
Gene: SAS10
Product: something about silencing protein 10
Exons: 1
Coding region: 1-2085 (694 amino acids)
Biological process (GO): maturation of SSU-rRNA from tricistronic rRNA transcript (SSU-rRNA, 5.8S rRNA, LSU-rRNA)
Cellular component (GO): nucleolus; small-subunit processome
Source: RefSeq, a predicted model, not a curated record
AUGGCGAAAGGCCGUGGGCGCACAGGUGCGCGCAAUCAAGCAAAGGGCCCGGGUGCGAGACAGUCCAAGGUGAGCGCCCAAGACGAUAUUCCCAUGGACGACGUGGACCGCUUUGACGCGGCGCGCGAUAAAAUUUUGCUCGACGACGCACAAUACGAGCCCGACGCAGAAGAGGACGAUUUCGGAGCCAAUGACCGCGAGGUGCUUGGCUUUGGCAAGGACCGAUACGAGGACGAUGAGGAGGACGAGGAUGAGGAGGAUGAGGAUGAGGAGGAGGACGAAGACGACGAGGAGGACGACGAGGGCGAGCUUAACGACGACGAUGAGCGCUACCGCACGAUGCAUAUUCCCGAGCCUAUUGCGCGCGCUGCCAAUCGCCGUGCGCCGCGCGAUGAUGCAAAGGAAUCGGAUGACGAGAACGACGACGAGGAGUCGGAAGAGGAGGACCUCGGCUGGGGCGCCAACAAGCGCUCAUACUACAGCGGCAACACGGCCGAGGACCUCGAGUCUGACUCGGAGAUUGACGAAGAUAAAGCACACGAGCUGGAGACGAACGAGGCGAUCCGUCUGCAGCGUCAGAGCCGUGCCGGCAUGAACGACGACGAGUUCGGCCUGGAGAACAUUGACGCAGUCGAGGCGCAGAUGAAUGCAGACGAGCAGAGUGCUGCCGCGCGUGCCAAGCGCAAACGCGAGUUGGACGGUGUGGCAAACAUGCCCACCGCAGCAUCAAUUGAAACGUCGCCCGAGGAGCUGGUCGCCAAGCUCCAGAUCCGUGCGCCAAUUGUCCUUGCGCUUGUCGACGAGUUUGGCGGUGUACUCAAGCAGCUGCGUGAGACACAGGAAUACGUCGCGCAUGUGUCGGAGCAUGGCGAGCGCCAAGUCGCCGAGAUUGCGCACCUAUACUAUCAGACACUCUCCUCCUACACCAUGCUCCUUGCCUUUUUCUUCCAGCUUGCCUCGGUACCCGAGAUGGCCGCCGAGCCCGAGCGGCUCCUUACCCACCCCGUCAUGGAGCGCCUGAGCCAGUUCAAAAAAGCGCUCGUCGAGAUGAAGGCGCUAGGCCUCUUUGACCCAGAGGACCUGGGCGACGAGGACGAGCGAGAAAUGGCGGGCAUCAUGGGCCCGCCCACCGACGAGGACCUCGAGUACGAGCAGCUGGGCGACCUCGAGUCGGGCGAGCUGGACGACCUGAUUGAGGACGAGAAGGAGAACCAGCAUGUAUACGAACAGCGCCCUGCUUCCCCCCAGCCGAAGCCUGCCAAGCGCCGCAAGUCGAAGAAGGCGGCCGAGGCGCCCGCGCCCGAGCCCGCGCCGCUUGCGGCGGUCGCUGCGGUGGGUGCUGCGGUUCCUCGCCCAAAGCGGUCUACGCCUAAAGAGUCGCUCGAGAGCGCAGACGCCUAUGGCGAGCCGACGCAGAUGCGCAAGAGCGAUGCGCAAGAAAAAGCGCAGCGCAAGCGCGACGUGAAAUUCCACGCCGAUGCGUCGGUCGAUGUGAACGGCCCUGUGAAGGCCAACAAGCUCGAGGGCGACGCCGAUAUCCCGUACCGCGACCGCCAGCGCAGCCGCGAUGCAGUGGCGGCUGCCAAGAGCAGCAAGGCGGCGAAGGCCAAGGCGCUGAGCCAGGACACGUCACUGAACGAUACCGAGUGGGGCGAGGGCGACUGGCGCGACCGCCAGGCAGUAAUGGGCGGCGAACGCAGCGCUGCCAAGGAGGCCGAGGACGACGAUGCGGCGUACUACGACCUAAUUUCGUCGAACAAGCGCGCAAAGAAGUCGAACAAGAAGCAAGAGUACGACGAGCAGCGCCUCGCGAGCCGCGUGUACGACGACGAGGAGCUUGCCCCUGGCGAGCACCGCUUGAUCGACCGCACCAUCGAGAAGAACAAGGGUCUCACGCCGCACCGCCCCAAGAGCGUGCGCAACCCCCGUGUGAAGCGCCGCAUGAAGUUCGACAAGGCCAACAAGCGCCUGUCGAGCACGCGCGCGGUGUACAAGGGCGGCCAGAACGCGCUGCAGGGCGGAUACCAGGGCGAAAAGAGCGGUAUCUCGACGCACCUGGUCAAGAGCCGCAAGCUCGGCAGCUAG